Molecule: messenger RNA, 686 nt
Organism: Danio aesculapii
Lineage: Eukaryota; Metazoa; Chordata; Actinopteri; Cypriniformes; Danionidae
Gene: mix23
Product: mitochondrial matrix import factor 23
Exons: 5
Coding region: 27-461 (144 amino acids)
Cellular component (GO): mitochondrial intermembrane space; mitochondrion
Source: RefSeq, a predicted model, not a curated record
GGCGCGCAGGACCUCUUCAGCUAACCAUGGCGGCGCCCGGUGGAGUUCUGAACUGUGAGGACUUUUCACUAUUUCAGGAAGUAUUAAAAGUGAUGCGCACCAUAGAUGACAGAAUCAUUCAUACCCUGAACACUACAGUGCCCACUGCGUCUUUCUCAGGCAAAGUGGACGCCACACAGACCUGCAAAGAGCUUUAUGAAUCUCUUAUGGAGGCUCAUCUAUCCCGAGAUAAGGCAAUAAAGUCAUGUAUUAAAGAAACCUCUGCAGUCGUCAGUCAGUUACGUGAAGAGAGAGCCAAAGAUAGUGACAACUUGUCAAUUAUCAAGCAACUCCGGAAAGAACAAACUAAGUUAAAACUCAUGCAGUCUGAGCUUAAUGUUGAAGAAGUAGUCAAUGACAGGAGUCUGAAGGUUUUCAAUGAAAGGUGCAGAAUUCACUACACCCCUCCCAAGAUUAAGUGAAUGGUAGUUGUGUUGUCGACAUAAACCACACAGUUAAAUGAGGAAGACACCUGGAGCUGAGCCUGGAUGUGUCCGUCAGUAUCUCCACAAUCCCUCCCUCCUCAUCCAGUAUACGCUCUGUGUUUCUACAGUGAAGAGACACUACUGCUGUCCUGUAAACCUUUUCAUAUAAAUAUUGUACAAAACAGAUUUUAUAAACAAUGAAAUCUUUUCCAAUUGCUGAAA